CAACACGUUUCUGGUGAAGAUUUUGAUGACGAUGCAUCAGCAGAAAAAGAUGAAAUCGAAGGAAGCGGGGACAUAAAGGGAGAACGGGGUAAACAAAUGGAAUCAGAAGAGAAAAAACCUGGUGUGAGUUUGCACCGGUCUAAGCCAAGAAACCUGAUCAAAAUGGUGCUGGAAGAAUCGAAACAGGCGGAACAACAAGAAAGAGAGAAUAACGACGAAGAAAAUUCAGCCCAGGACUCGGGCUCAUCAUCGGGUAGCUUAGCUCAGGGGAGUGGUGAUCAAAGGGUGUCUCAUAAAAAUGGUACAGUAGUAAAAGGAAACCAAACAGAGCUGCCACAGAAUCACACCAAUUUACACCAAAAUAUUCCAAGAAAUUCUUCGAAUGAAAAGUUACUACCAGUCAAAAGCAAAGCAAAGAAUAUGGUAAAGAGCAGUAAUUCCAAACGUCUAAAGAACACAACGCUUCACGAAGUGAAAGCGAAAGAUGAAGGACGAUCUAAACCCCGAGUUAAGCAAGUUGACGUUGUUCAUAGAAAAGAGGUGGUACGAAAAAAGAGUGUGAAAAAAGCAUCCAUUGGGAUUUCUCAUGUGAAACACUUGACAAGAAAGAGACUGCAUAGCAAGUAUAUGACAGUCCAUGCCGUGCAUCCACAAGUGACAAAAAACCAUUCAAAAGUCGUGCUCAAAAAGACUGUCAAUAAAGGUUCAUCACAGAUGUGUCAUACGGACAAGAUUUUUUCCGGUCAUUCCUUAAAAGGCAGCACUAGAGCUGGACAUUUUGAUACUCUGGGUGAGACCCCGAGCAUGCAGGCUUGUCUUCAGCGGUGUUGCAGUAAGCGCACUUGUGACGUAGCGCUGUUGAUUGAUGGGCAUUGUUUUGGUGUGGCUUGUUACAGCAAGGAGCUCUGCGAACCCAUUCCAAUACCUCAUCCGCAUUUCGUGUUCUCUCAGCUUGGUUUGGUCAGUAAAGGACAAAAGAGAGGAGAAAUCGAGAAGAACCAAGAGUUUCAUUGUCAAUAUGGUAAUCUUACCCUGAAAAACAACGAACAAUGGAGUGGUGAGCUUUGCGGAGGAGUUGUCACGUGCAAAGACGGCAUAGCUACUGUGAAAAAAUGCCCAGGGAUUCCACCAAAACCAGAUGACUGUACCAAGCCUCGGCUGCUGGUGAGACAUAGGAAAGGAGAAUGCUGUAAAAUGAGAUGGAAAUGCAAAGCCAGACAUUGUAGUUUCAAUAGUCGUGUUAUCAAGCACGGUUACAAGUUGAGUGAUCCUUUAUGUACGGGAGUGCUGAGUUGUUACAAUGGUUGGUUGCAUAUGGAUUACUGCCCUAAAAUACCACAAAAACCCAAGGACUGUGCGCGACCCAAGUUGAAGACUAUCAGUGUUCCUGGACAAUGCUGCCAGAAACUUUGGGUCUGUUCAGAUAAGAGUUGUAAGUAUGAUGGCCUAAAGUUAUCGCACGGAGAGAAACUCACGGAUGCAUCAUGUGCAGUGGUCAUGGAAUGUAGAAAUGGCUUCCUUCACGACAAACAGUGCCCAGGCCCUCCUCCGGUGCCGCGUGGCUGUAUCAACCCCUCACUGAAGGUUAAGCGUAUUCCAGGUGAUUGCUGUGAGAUGAAGUGGACAUGUGACAUCAGAUAAAACGACCAUUAAUUUCGCGGCAUGAAAAGGUUUGAAUUAGAGCUUAAAUUUCGUCCAAGGGGGGGAAAUUACCCUGUGCAUAGCCUUGGAAUAACCGAGGUGUAAUGCUCCACGGUAAAAAAUUGGAAACUUCAAAACCAAAUGCAGUAAACUGGGUCAUUUCAUUUCUAUUAAAACCAAUAUUUCUACCAAAAGAAAAAAAAAAUCCAGGGCAAAUAGCUAUGUUGAAGAGCUAUAAUGACUCUAUGAAGCUAAACUUAAAAAAAAAAAAAAUAAAAGAAAUGAGCCGUCAAGAGAUAUCAGUGGUCUUUAAUAUAUUAUAAAUAAACCCAUAGUCAACGAAAAUCAGGGUUCAAGGUUUGGACUCCAGAUUACAGUGUGGCUGAGCGUUAUAUCAAUCAAGAAAAAGGUUCAUAUCUCAUAUGUAUUAGCUAGUUGCAAUUCCAUCUUUUCUCGCUGAAACGUGACGGCAGGAAGAAAUAAAAGAAGUGAGGUGAAAGCAAAAUAGGAAUCAAAAAGAGAGAAAGUCUACUCUCCACGUUGACUUUUUGUUUUACCAUCUGAUGACUAGAAAAAUAGACUGUGCUCCGUAUAUUAGGGUGGAAUUUUGUAUUUUCGAUGUUAAUGUCUUGAUGUUGAAACUAAAGAAGGAUCUAUAGCUAAGAUUAACUAUUUCUAAGAGAAAAUUGCUUUCCGUUACAAAGUGUAGCUCUCAUUUUAGAGCAUGAAAAUUAUGAAUAUUAAUUGUUAAUGACUUAAAAUAACGGUUUUUAAAAUAAUUAAAUCAAUAUUUUGAGAAUGAUUUUUGUCGUAUGCCCGCUAGUAACAAUACGUUUCUUUUUAGCCUACCCUUUUCUAAAAUAUAGACUCAGUAUCUAACCUAGGGGAAUAGGCCAUUUUACAGUUGU
Messenger RNA from Stylophora pistillata, 2549 nucleotides. RefSeq lists its product as uncharacterized. Lineage: Eukaryota; Metazoa; Cnidaria; Anthozoa; Scleractinia; Pocilloporidae. The record is from RefSeq and is a predicted model, not a curated record. Gene Ontology annotation, biological process: neuron migration. Gene Ontology annotation, cellular component: membrane; cytoplasmic vesicle.